Molecule: messenger RNA, 609 nt
Organism: Cydia fagiglandana
Lineage: Eukaryota; Metazoa; Arthropoda; Insecta; Lepidoptera; Tortricidae
Exons: 4
Coding region: 3-599 (198 amino acids)
Source: RefSeq, a predicted model, not a curated record
CGAUGGCUGACGCCGCUGCUGGCAAUAAGACCGACCCGUGGCGCGACUGGACGCUGGACUGGUACUUCCACCCGCCCUUCUCCAUCGCCAAGCCCGGCGCCACCGUCUUCGUGGGCAUCGUCAGCAUAGUGCACUCGCUGUGCCACAUCCCGCACCUGCUGAUGUACCGGCGGCUCGGGAUGUUCACGGCCUUCUGGAGCAUCGUCGGCCUGGGACUCAUAUUUGGAGCCGUACUGGAGGACGAGUGGCUGUACGACAUCUGGAUCUGGUACUCGUGCGUGUACGUGCCGGUGAUGCUGGUCACCAUGUACGUGGUGCUCACGGGCGCCGUGUGGGCGCUCAACAUACAGCCCAUGCGCUCCGUCUUCGCCACCGUCGCCAUCAUCUUCUACCUGUUUAUGUUCUACUGUAUCGUGUACGUGAUGAGCGAAAAGCGGAAAAUAUUCACGACGACAACGGCACCGACGCAACUGCCGACGACGCAGUGCCCGGCCUGCCCGGAGUGCACCACGCAGAAGUGCACCACCCCCACCACCGCCAAGGCCGAGACCGACAAACCGGCGCUUCGCCUCAUCCAGUACCUCGGCGAUCGCGUCUGAUCUGACCGCC